Molecule: messenger RNA, 39293 nt
Organism: Coregonus sp. 'balchen'
Lineage: Eukaryota; Metazoa; Chordata; Actinopteri; Salmoniformes; Salmonidae
Source: the annotation of a GenBank genome assembly
AUGGCUACUAAAGAUUCUUGCGGGACGCUCGAGACGCAUGCAGCUGUGCGUAAGCACCCGAUACGGGAGGUCGACGACAGGGAGGAACUGCAUGAAUACGGGAAUGAUAGUGAAUCAACAUCAUCAAGUUACAGUCAGUCCGACUACUCCGAGUAAGAUAACCCUGUACAUUAUUGCAUGUUGCUUCCGAAGAGAAAGAAAAACCUAUUUUUGAGAGGGCUAACGUUAUGGUAUUAAAGGGCUGCCUGACUGUUUGCGACCUCCGCUGUCUAGCUGUCUUUAUCAGUUGCCACCUCAACUUUAUAACUUGACAACCGAGGCAGCUCACUGGAAGCGACUGGGCAGGUGAAGCAGGAUGCACACUCACUGUAAAGUGGUCUAGUGGUGGCUUACUGGCUACUGUUAUUCUUCACCUAUGUGUGGACAGUGAUCGAUGCAUGGUUUUGCUGUAUCAACAUCUGUUUCAUAACAUCCAAACUCUUUUUAUGUGAAACUCUUUUUAUGUGUUCAUAAAGCUUAUGGCAUGCGUUAUUAUUAUAAAGGCAAGGUAGGCCUAUGCUAUGUUCACCCAACAAAGUCUGUUUAGUAUAUUGAUUCUAUGAGAUUAGUUUAAAAGUUUAUAAAUAUAAUUUAUUAAAUUUCUAUAGCGCUUUUCAUAGAAUCUCAAAGUGCUUCAAGAGCCAAAAAGAAACAAGUAAUAUAUCAUGACAGGGCAACCAAUAGAGAUCAAGUCUUUGAAAGCUGCAUCCUCCGAAGAUGGAGAAGUCAGUUCAUGUCUUAAGUGGAGAGAGCUGGUUAGAGGAUGCUAGAUGAUGGAGUCUGCUGAUGAUCUUGUAGAGGGCAAGUCUGGGAACCAGCCUGACUCUUAUAGACACUGGACUUCUCUCUUCCACUCUGUGUAGCACCCACUUGGGUGAUGCCUCCGUAGCUCUGGGUACCAGAAAGGUCACCACACAAAGUUCAGAAUAGUAGCCAGUUGUCCUCACUACGAGCCCUCUGCCUCACCACUGCUGUAGUCCUCUAUCUCCCAUUCCUCUCAUGCUUCAGGUUCUCUUCCAAACAAAAACAUUAACUAGCUAACUAGCUAACUAGCUAGCCAAGCCAAAAAGUGUUAAAUCCGUGGCUCAAAAACACCAGAUACUGUAUUUACAAUAAAAACGUAUGUUCUCAAAAAUAAAAGAGCUGAUUAAAAAUCAAUAAUUAAAAACACCAACAAAAUAGCUAAAUAUGUAGCUACACAUUUACAGGAGGUCUGUGCUUAGGCUGCUACUAGGGCGCCAUGGCAACUAUUUAUUUGUAUUUGUAUGUUUUUAUUGUUGUCUGGCCGUCUUGUUGACUUGAUGACUGUCCAUUGUUUGCCUCUAGUCUACCAAUUCCAAGCAAUCCAAAUACCUUCAGUUUAAAUGUUGUGUUCACCGUAUCCAAAAAGCCUCUCAGAGUAUGAGUACUGAUGUAGGAUCAGUUUAGCCUUUUAGAUCAUCAUGAAUAACAUUAUAUGGACUGAUUGGGACCUGAUCCUAGAUUAGUACUCCUACUCUGAGAUGUUUUGAGGAUAAGGGAUCAGAGCUCAAUCUGCACUGCAGCACUGGUAUGGACAGAUAACUAUCUCUGCUAUCUUAUCUGGCCAUAUCACCUUUCAAAGAAGGUCGUCAUCUUUACUCAAUUAAAGUAGAACUCAACUGUAAGCCAUGGAAUGCGUCCAAAUGGCACCCUUUUCCCUAGAGUCCUAUGUGCCCUGGUCAAAAGUAGUGCACUAUAUAGUGAAUAGGGUGCCAUUGGGGACACAGGCUUUGUAUUGAAACAGAAAAGAUGGAUGAGGCAAAAGCAAAAGGAACAAUCAGUGUAGUUGCGCUAUUCUGGGCAUAGUAUACUACUCUCCCCUCUUUUUUCUAUCAAAGUUUUGGGAAAUGUAUUUUUCCAAUUUGGAAACUUAACCUUCAUAAACAAUUAUAUGGUAUUCACCAUCCUUAGUGAAUUUAUGGAUGUGUUUUCCAAGAGUCUACCACAGAGGCAGCACAGCUUAGUUUAGAAGGAGACCGACCGACAUAAUUUUUUAUAUUUUUUUGCAGAGUUAGGGCAUUUUGUCUCUCGGGGCGGGGGUGUGGGUUUAGCUCUUUCUCGUCUCUGCUUGUCUCAAAAAAUGCAAUUUCUAGUCUUUCUUCAGCCGUGUGGUUUUCUUUCUCCCCCCAAAUGCCACACGAUAAAUUAGAACAGAAAAGCACUCCACUGGGAAUGAGUAAGAUAGAGGAUUAGGGGAUAAUAAAACGUCAUGUAAAUGUAGCUGUUGUGAAGUAUUAUUAAAUGAAAACAGCAUUGUAUGCCAUAAACCUUUACACCUGUAGCCUACAUGAUGGUUGUCCUAUUACACAUCUGCCUUUCAGUCAUCACUCUCUCCUUGACUGUAGUUAUACACUGACCCAGAACAGAAUACAAGAUGGGCUAUCAUACUUUUGGGCUGUUUGACAGAGUUUCACUUGUUACACAGUAGUAUAAUUGCGUUACUAACCCGUUUGAAUAGCAUCAUACAAGAUUCAUGUUUAGAUGGGGAUUGAGGGCUAAUCAGACAAAUUGUGAUGAAAGCCAAUAUGCUCUAAAUUAAUGACAAUAUAUGCACUUUUAAUCCUCAAGCGAGCCUUAUGUCUCUACACUGUAGUUCUUGCCAAAUUAACCUGACAAUCCCUAUCUGAUGGGUUCAGUGGGCAGGCAAACCAUCACUUUUGGCUCUGCUCUCAAACAUUUUCACCCACUUUAUGCUUUUUGUCUGUUCAUUUCCAGUGACCUAGAGCCAGAAUGGCUGGACGACGUCCAGAAGAACGGCGAGCUCUUCUACCUGGAGCUGAGCGAGGGCGAGGAGGAGGCGGCAUUAGCUCAGGCCGCCGCCAAUCACGGCCUCUCCACCAAUCACGUGCGCUUCAGCGAGAAGGAGGCGGAGAUCAUCAGCGAGGAGUGCAGGAAGCAUCCUGAUGGCGCUCCAACCAAAGGAGAGCCCAAGCUGAAAAGACUGGCCAGGAUCCUACGGAGGAAGAGGCGGCCAUCCCUGCGCAGUGAGCCCGACGGAGGAGCCAAAGACUCGUCAUCGCUUCCGGCAUCCAUCUUGAAAAACCAGGCGGGGCAGAGGGCGGGGCUGGUGGUCCAGCAGCAGCAGCUGACGGAGGUGUGUGUCUACCUGAACCCCAAACGACUGGGCAGCUGCUCCCCUCCUCCCCUGGAGAGAGGGGGUCUACUGGAGGCUCUGCUGGGGGUGGUGCAUCGCCCGUCCUGGGGCAGGGGCCAGGGAGACCCUACAGGGAGAAGGGGGGAGAAGAUCACCAUCCACGGCCUGGUGCCCAACAGCCCCGCCAUCAAGUGUGCACAGAUACUGAUCGGUGAGUGUUCAAAAACUCACUGUGGGGACGUCAGAAAUGGCACCGUAUUCCCUAUAUAGCCAACUCAUUUUGACCAUAAUCGCCCUGGUCAAAAGUAGUGCACUUUAAAGGGAAUAAGGGUGCCAUUUCAGACGCACCCAAUGUGUCUGUCAUAUACACAUUGCUUGACCUUUGGAUGGGCACUGGCAGAAAUCCCAGCAAGACUGCAAGAAACAAUUUUAUUGACAUAAUUGACAUGAUAUUAACUACUUAUAAAGUUGUGUUUUACAGCAAAUCGUUUCUUAUGUUUGUGGAGACUGACGUCGACACAGUUGUUGUGGGCAGACCAAGGAAUGCGAAGAAACUCCACAUGAGUUAGUGUUUAAAGCCAUGCCUUUCAUGUAGCCUACCACUCCAUGCUAAAACAAUUAGCCUAGACUCGUUAAAUACCUGAAACAAUUGAGGUGAAGUCUUUGUUAGGGAGAUAGGAAUGAAUAGAAGUCUGCACAGGGGCAGGUGAAACUCCUUGAUAUACAAAAAGAAACAACAGCACAUUUGGCUAUUUCUAUAUCCUUGGACUAUAUCUCUAGACUGUGCUCCUCUACAAAACCAUACUAUUUGUAAAACAGAUAACACAAUACUUUUUUGCCGUACCAACCAAAGUUGUUAGGAAUUCGACUUAAUGCAGCUCAUUAAAAACGGGGAUGAAAAGAUACACGCAUACAAACAUUCAUUUGCAUAGCCUACAGUACAGACUCAAUUGAGUACGUUUGCAGAAAUAUAACUAUUUACGCUUAUUGUUGUUAUCUACGUUAACAUGCUGCUGUUAUCCAUUGACUUCCUCCUCCUCCUCCCCAGGUGAUGACCUAGUAGCAGUGGAUGAUGUGGAUGUUACCACAGAGAACAUUGAGAGGGUUCUCUCCUGCAUUCCUGGGCCUACACAGGUGUGUGUUUGCUUGUGUGUGUGUGUGUGUGUGUGUGUGUGUGUGUUUGUGUGUGUGUGUGUGUGUUUCCAAGACCACCCACCCCACUCCUUACUGCCGUAUUAAAAGAACAGUAGUUAGAGAGAAGUAUGCACUGUUGUGUGUUGUAUUCGAGGUAAGUGUAUUAUUACGAGUUGUAAUACUGCUUUCACAUGUGAAAGUAUGCCAAAGACCUCCAACAGAUUAGAUGUUGUUUGUUGAGCCCUAUUCACAUUAAUUGAGCUCCAUGAUCAUGUAUCUUUCUCAGCUCUUGGUUUUCUACAUUAAGAGUUCAUUUUCUUCAUGAAGAGACCCCAUAAAACACACACGUCUCUGUGUCCCAAAUGGCACCCGGCGCCGAUCAAAAGUAGUGUACUAUGUAGGGAUUAGAGUGCCAUUUAGGGACGUAGCCUCUGAAACAGCAACAGCAGCCAAAGAAAGGGAAGUCCUUCACAUUAACUCAAUUACAGACAAACUCCUUUUUUCUAACCAACACGUCUGCUCUGCUCAAAUGUGUUAGAAGCUGGUUUCUACACACUCAAGGCAGGCAGGUGCACAUAAGGCAGACACACACACACUAAGACGCAAGGCAGACACGCAAGGCAGACCAAGACUGUGUGUCAGGAUCAUUCCACUGCCCCACACGUUAAAAGUGAGGUCUAGGAUGCCACUGCACCGUGUUAGCAUAAACCCAAUGGAUGCUAUAGCUCUGACCAAAGUCACACAUUCAUAAGGCUAGAAUGCCUUGAGAUGGCCUGAUUCAGAGCUGAGAUAAAAGUGAAGUAAAUCAUUAAUUGACCUCAAUGAGAGACAUGCAUGAAAUUUUCUGUCACUUUUCUACACACAAUACCCCAUAAUGUCAAAGUGGAAUAUGUUUUUAGAAAUGUUUACAAAUUAAUAAAAAAUGAAAAGCUGAAAUGUCUUGAGUCAAUAAGUAUUCAACCACUUUGUUAUGGCAAGCCUAAAUAAGUUCAGGCGUAGAAAUGUGCUUAACAAGUCACAUAAUACACUGCUCAAAAAAAUAAAGGGAACACUAAAAUAACACAUCCUAGAUCUGAAUGAAUGAAAUAAUCUUAUUAAAUACUUUUUUCUUUACAUAGUUGAAUGUGCUGACAACAAAAUAACACAAAAAUUAUCAAUGGAAAUCAAAUUUAUCAACCCAUGGAGGUCUGGAUUUGGAGUCACCCUCAAAAUUAAAGUGGAAAACCACACUACAGGCUGAUCCAACUUUGAUGUAAUGUCCUUAAAACAAGUCAAAAUGAGGCUCAGUAGUGUGUGUGUGGCCUCCACGUGCCUGUAUGACCUCCCUACAACGCAUGGGCAUGCUCCUGAUGAGGUGGCGGAUGGUCUCCUGAGGGAUCUCCUCCCAGACCUGGACUAAAGCAUCCGCCAACUCCUGGACAGUCUGUGGUGCAACGUGGCGUUGGUGGAUGGAGCGAGACAUGAUGUCCCAGAUGUGCUCAAUUGGAUUCAGGUCUGGGGAACGGGCGGGCCAGUCCAUAGCAUCAAUGCCUUCCUCUUGCAGGAACUGCUGACACACUCCAGCCACAUGAGGUCUAGCAUUGUCUUGCAUUAGGAGGAACCCAGGGCCAACCACACCAGCAUAUGGUCUCACAAGGGGUCUGAGGAUCUCAUCUCGGUACCUAAUGGCAGUCAGGCUACCUCUGGCGAGCACAUGGAGGGCUGUGCGGCCCUCCAAAGAAAUGCCACCCCACACCAUGACUGACCCACCGCCAAACCGGUCAUGCUGGAGAAUGUUGCAGGCAGCAGAACGUUCUCCACGGCGUCUCCAGACUCUGUCACGUCUGCUUUCAUCUGUGAAGAGCAUAGGGCGCCAAUGGCGAAUUUGCCAAUCUUGGUGUUCUCUGGCAAAUGCCAAACGUCCUGCACGGUGUUGGGCUGUAAGCACAACCCCCACCUGUGGACGUCGGGCCCUCAUACUGUUUCUGACCGUUUGAGCAGACACAUGCACAUUUGUGGCCUGCUGGAGGUCAUUUUGCAGGGCUCUGGCAGUGCUCCUCCUGCUCCUCCUUGCACAAAGGCGGAGGUAGCAGUCCUGCUGCUGGGUUGUUGCCCUCCUACGGCCUCCUCCACGUCUCCUGAUGUACUGGCCUGUCUCCUGGUAGCGCCUCCAUGCUCUGGACACUACGCUGACAGACACAGCAAACCUUCUUGCCACAGCUCACAUUGAUGUGCCAUCCUGGAUGAGCUGCACUACCUGAGCCACUUGUGUGGGUUGUAGACUCCGUCUCAUGCUACCACUAGAGUGAAAGCACCGCCAGCAUUCAAAAGUGACCAAAACAUCAGCCAGGAAGCAUAGGAACUGAGAAGUGGUCUGUGGUCACCACCUGCAAAACCAGUCCUUUAUUGGGGGUGUCUUGCUAAUUGCCUAUAAUUAACACCUGUUGUCUAUUCCAUUUGCACAACAGCAUGUGAAAUUUAUUGUCAAUCAGUGUUGCUUCCUAAGUGGACAGUUUGAUUUAACAGAAGUGUGAUUGACUUGGAGUACAUUGUGUUGUUUAAGUGUUCCCUUUAUUUUUUUGAGCAGUGUAAGUUGCAUGGACUCACUCUGCGUGCAAUAAUAGUGUCUAACAUGACAGACAUUGAAUAUCCCUUUGAGCAUGGUGAAGUUAUUAAUUACACUUUGGAUGGUGUAUCAAUCUACCCAGUCACUACAAAGAUACAGGCGUCCUUCCUAACUCAGUUGCCGGAGAGGAAGGAAACCGCUCAGGGAUUUUACCAUGAGGCCAAUGGUGACUUUAACACAGUUACAGAGUUUAAUGGCUGUUAUAUGAGAAAACUGAGGAUGGAUCAACAACAUUGUAGUUAGUCCACAAUACUAAACUAAAUUACAGAGUGAAAAGAAGGAAGCCUGAACAGAAUACAAAUAUUCCAAAACAUGCAUCCUGUUUGCAGUAAGGCACUAAAGUAAAACUGCUAAAAAAUUGGCAAAUAAAUUAACUUUAUGUCCUGAAUACAAAGUGUUAUGUUUGGGGCAAAUCCAACACAACACAACACUGAGUACCAUUCUUCAUAUUUUCAAGCAUGGUGGUGGCUGCAUCAUGUUAUGGGUAUGCUUGUCAUCGGCAAGGGAUUUUUUUAAAUAAAAAGAAGCGGAAUACAUCUAAGCACAGGCAAAAUCCUAGAGGAAAACCUGGUUCAGUCUGCUUUUCAACAGACACUGGGAGACAAAUUCCCCUUUCAGCAGGACAAUCAAUAACAUAAAACACAAGGCCAAAUAUACACUGGAGUUGCUUACCAAGACGACAUUGAAUGUACCUGAGUAGCCUAGUUACAAUUUUGAAUUAAAUCGGCUUGAAAAUCUCUGGCAAGACUUGAAAAUGGCUGCCUAGAAAUGAUCAACAACCAACUUGACAGAGCUUUACUUUUUUAUAUUUUUUAUUUGCAAAUAUUGUACAAUCCAAGUGUGCAAAGCUCUUAGAGACUUUCCCAGAAAGACUCACAGCUGUAAUGCCAAAGGUGAUUCUAACAUGUAUUGACUCAGGUGGUUGAAUACUUACAGUGGGGAGAACAAGUAUUUGAUACACUGCCGAUUUUGCAGGUUUUCCUACUUACAAAGCAUGUAGAGGUCUUUUAUUUUUAUCAUAGGUACACUUCAACUGUGAGAGACUGAAUCUAAAACAAAAAUACAGAAAAUCACAUUGUAUGAUUUUUAAUCCCUCUGCUCAAGCCAGCGCAUGUCCAGGCCCGUCUGAAGUUUGCCAAUGACCAUCUGGAUGAUCCAGAGGAGGAAUGGGAGAAGGUCAUGUGGUCUGAUGAGAUAAAAAUAUAGCUUUUUGGUCUAAACUCCACUCGCCGUGUUUGGAGGAAGAAGAAGGAUGAGUACAACCCCAAGAACACCAUCCCAACCGUGAAGCAUGGAGGUGGAAACAUCAUUCUUUGGGGAUGCUUUUCUGCAAAGGGGACAGGACGACUGCACCGUAUUGAGGGGAGGAUGGAUGGGGCCAUGUAUCGCGAGAUCUUGGCCAACAACCUGCUUCCCUCAGUAAGAGCAUUGAAGAUGGGUCGUGGCUGGGUCUUCCAGCAUGACAACGACCCGAAACACACAGCCAGGGCAACUAAGGAGUGGCUCCGUAAGAAGCAUCUCAAGGUCCUGGAGUGGCCUAGCCAGUCUCCAGACCUGAACCCAAUAGAAAAUCUUUGGAGGGAGCUGAAAGACCGUAUUGCCCAGCGACAGCCCCGAAACCUGAAGGAUCUGGAGAAGGUCUGUAUGGAGGAGUGGGCCAAAAUCCCUGCUGCAGUGUGUGCAAACCUGGUCAAGACCUACAGGAAACAUAUGAUCUCUGUAAUUGCAAACAAAGGUUUCUGUACCAAAUAUUAAGUUCUGCUUUUCUGAUGUAUCAAAUACUUAUGUCAUGCAAUAAAAUGCAAAUUAAUUACUUAAAAAUCAUACAAUGUGAUUUUUUUAAAAAUUCCGUCUCUCACAGUUGAAGUGUACCUAUGAUAAAAAUGACAGACUUCUACAUGCUUUGUAAGUAGGAAAACCUGCAAAAUCGGCAGUGUAUCAAAUACUUCUCCCCACUGUAUGUAAUCAAGAUAUGUUAGUGUUUUAUUUUUCAUAGUUUUCUUUACAAAUGUUAGAAUUUUUCUUCCACUUUGUCAUUACAGAGUAUUUUGUGUAGAUUGUUGACAAAAAAAAUGACAAUUAAAUUCAUUUUUAAUCCCACCUUGUAACACAACAAAAUGUGGAAAAGGUUGAGGGGUGUGAAUACUUUCUGAAGGCACUGUAUCUAUACUCUCAGUGUGUGUGACUGUUUUAGGAGUUUGAUGUUUGUCCAUAUUUAAUAUGCUCCCUGGAUACAGAAAGGCUUCUUUAAGUCUCUGUAAAUCCAUUGUAGGACGAAUGGUUGAGUAGAAUGGCGCUCACCACUGAAUACAGACAUCUUCUCCCAUUCCGUUUGGCUUCGAUCGGCUGUCAAAACGUAUAUAGCAGGUAACAAUCUUCACCAUUCUAUAUGAGGAAAACUGUCAAGUUCUGAGAAAUGACGCUUUGAUCGCCAUUCAGAAAACCGCUCAAGCUUUUUCCUCAUUCCUCUCCUCACACAGUCAAAACAGGGCCUCAAGAAGGUGGAAUUUGUAAUUGACAGUGUUGGCGGGAGUGAUGGCGUUUGCAGACAGAGAGGGAGACAGAGGUAGAGAGAGCAAGAGAAGCCAGACUGCGGCGGGGGUUGUUUGGGAUAACCACAGGAAAACGACCAUUACGCUGCGGCCACUGAGAGUACAGCUGAUUAGAAGACUCGGCCAGAUAGCAAAUUACACUGUAGAGAAGAGAGGAGGAAGAGAAAAGAUGAGGAGAAAAAACAAGGCCUUGUCGGUCCGUCGUGGCUUACCAUGCUACUGUAGAACUGGCAUACUCAGAGGAAACUUCAACUUUGGUGGUGGUUCUCUCUGUGUGUGUGUGUGUGUGUGUGUGUGUGUGUGUGUGUGUGUGUGUGUGUGUGUGUGUGUGUGUGUGUGUGUGUGUCUGUCUGUGUGUGGCUUCGUGCGUGGCUGGCCGGCUGUAUGUAUGUGGGCACUUUUGUGUGUGUGAACGUCCGCCCUCCCAGGUAAAGCAUGGUAGACAGUAGCUAUUACAUGGGCGUAGCAGCAGUUUGUAUAAAGGUUUGGACCACCAUGCCCUCUGCUUACCCUCAUAGUAUAGUAUCAUCAGUAGUACUUUACUCUCUCCCUCUCAAUUCAAUGGGGUUUAUUGGCAUGGGAAACAUGAGUUUACAUUGCCAAAGCAAGUGAAAUAGACAAUAAACAAAGGGGAAAUAAACAGGGGAAAGAAACAAUCAGAAAUUAAUAGUAAACAUUACUCACAAAAGUUUCAAUAGAAUAGAGACAUUUCAAAUGUUAUAUUAUUGGCUACGUACAGUGUUGUAACGAUGUGCAAAUAGUUGAAGUAUGAAAGAGAAAAUAAAUAAACAGAUAAAUAUAGGUUGUAUUUACAAUGUUGUUUGUGCUCCACUGGUUUCUUGUGGCAACGGGUCACAAAUCUUGCUGCUGAGGUGGCACACUGUGGUAUUUCACCUAAUAGAUAUGGGAGUUGAUCAAAAUUAGAUUAUUUGUGGGUCUGUGGGAAAUGUGUGUUUCUAUUAUGGUCAUACAUUUGGUGGGUGGUUAGAAAGUGCAUCUCAAUUUCCACCUCAUUUUGUGGGCAGUGUGCACAUAGCCUGUCUUCUCUUGAGAGCCAGGUCUGCCUAUGGCAUCCUCUCUCGAUAGCAAGGCCAUGCUCGCUGAGUCUGUACAUAGUCAAAGCUUCUCUUAAGUUUGGGUCAGUCACAGUGAUCAGGUAUUCUGCUACUGUGUACUCUCUUUUUAUUCAUUGGAACAGACUUUCUGGUACACUUCUUUAUUUAGUGUUGUUUAUACUGUUCCAAAUGGUCCGAAAAAAUUAUAGUAUUGUAAUCUAACAGCAACUGUUUGGCACAUAAUACUCACGCAGCGCUUGCUCCUAUGCCCUCCUUUUUCUUGAUCUCCAGUAGUUUCCACAACUAAGUCAAAUGUCUUCCACACAUCUGACUUCCCCUUUCCCUCCUGAGCAGCCAGUAAACAUUCCCCUGUUUCAAGUUUCUUUUUCACAUCCUCCCCAUCCAUUUUGCUGUCACGUGUUACUGUGUUCGGCGUUUGUUAUAACCAAUUUAUUGAUGUGAUUAUGAUAGGCUAUAGGUCAGGCCCUAUUGGUCACAUGCAUGCGAUGCUUACAUGUUUCACGUAAAGAGAGCAAGGGUUGAGAGAAUAGGGAAUGUUUUUCCUAAACAAAUUAUGUCGCAGAUACAGCAUGGACAGUGCUAUAAACAGUUGCUGUGCUGUGGUGCCUUUUGGCUGCAGUAGGGAGGAGAGAGAGACAACGUGUGCCAGUCACACAGGCAUUAGCACAGUGCGACCGUUGGGCUCUUUCUUGAGUCAUUUGUGUGUCUUCAUUAUUGAAUCAAACAGUGUGCUUAAAGCAUCAAACAAGCUCAGUGCAUAUGUAGUUGGUUUUAUUCUAAUGCAUAGGGUGUGUGUCUAUAUAUGGAAAAAUAUGUUUAAACAUUUCGACCAAUCAAUUGGUCGAAAGAACAGGAUGACUCUCGGUAGACAAGGAUCUUUUUAGUCUGGGACAGCCCUACAUUUUAUAAUGUAAAAUUUUAGUCAUUUAGCAGACGCUCUUAUCCAGAGCGACUUACAGUUAGUGAGUGCAUACAUUAUUUUAUUUUUUUUUCAUACUGGUCCCCCGUGGGAAAUUAACCCACAACCCUGGCGUUGCAAACGCCAUGCUCUACCAACUGAGUUACACGGGACUGCCCUAAUAUGGAGAAUGACAGUUGAGUUGAUCCAUAUGGUCCUUCAACACUCUUCAACACCCUCUAGUUGCUGAGAGGUUGAUGAGAGGAUAGUGUGGGCUUGUCCUCUGUUCUGGGUCAUGUUCAGGAUGACACACCGUAGCAAAACACUUUUCAACAUAAACCAAAAAUCUGUGUCCUCCAUUAGACAGGCUGUGGUAGAACCGACCCGUUUCCAAAUGUUUUCUCCCUGUUGAACACGACCCUGUUCUCUUCUGCUCUGGGACUCGAGAAGCAGUCAGACGUACUGUGAGAGUAAGUUACAGAAUGUCAGCGGGACUUAGAGCGACUCACUCAUCACUGUUAGGCCCUUCUAAUAACAGGCUACUGUUCCCUGCAGAACCAAGAUGGCGUCCGGCCAAGGACUGGCGCCUGCCCUGGUGCGGCUCAACAGUUUGUGUGUUUCUGCUGACAGCGUCUGGAGAUGUUAUGGCCUCACCCUAGAGUAAUGGAUUAAUUUAAAACACGGGUGAAAAAUACUAUAAAUAAAUGCUUAUUUAAAGCACGGAUUGCUUAGUUAAAGCACGGACACACAUACGCACGCUCUUGCUUAGUUAAAGCAUGGAUUGACCCGAGAGUGUGACUGUUUGAAUCCCUGAUGUUUGUUUGUUGCUGUUUCCAUCUUCCCUGUGUGACCUGACCUGUCUGGAACUGCAAGGAGUAACAGCGUAUUCUACGUUGCUACCAUGACAAAGACCAAUGCCGGUGGGAGUACCGUUGAGGACAGUGGUGUCUCUCUGUCACAGGUGAGGGAUCUUUUAAACAAAAAAAUUAGAGUUCUACAAGCAGUUGUUACAACAACAAGAAAAUAGCUUCAAGUGUUGUGUCCAAAUACUGGUGGAGUCAACUAAUAAAAUAAUGGACGAUCUGACCAGAGAGGUCCAGGACCUGAAGAACAGUUUGCAGUUCUCCCAGGGUCAGCUCGAUGAGUUUAAACAGGAGAACAGCAAGAUGACAGCAAUCUGUAAGUCAUUGAGAGAGGACAUCAGUUCUGUGUGUGAAUCCAUGAUAACAAUGACGGAGAAAUCAGAUACUCGGGGACAAGUCAGUGUAAAAACAUUUUUGUGGACAAAUUGGCAAUCUCCCCAUGAGACCUACAGUCCUGAGGACAACGUGAUGGAAAUGAUCACUGAAACUGAAGAUGGACCACAGGAAGAUUGAGGUGGAUCACGCCCAGAGGACUGGAAACCCCACCACCGGCCAAGGUCCCGAGGUUCAAGGACAAGGUAGCUGUUCUGGAAAGAAUCAAGAACUUGAGAGGAAUGCAAAUCUUCCCAGCCAUGAAAGCUGCCAGAGCACGUGGGGCUUGGCUCAUUGCUUACAUCCGCUAUGACAGGCUCAUUGUCCACCAUCCCUCCCAAAAGCCUAGAAGGGAUGAGGGAGCCAAGCCUCACAUACACACUUACACACACCAACUGAUUGAUGGACUGCUGAAUGUUUUUUGUUGUUGUUGCUUUGUUUGUUAUUUUCCAUAUUAUGCAUAGCUCUGAUAAGCUACCCAGGAAAGGGCUAAACAUAGCCCAUAUUAAUAUAUGUAGCCUUAGAAAUAAGGAUAAUGAAAUCAAUAACUUGUUAAUGUCAGAUAACAUUAAUAUAUUAGCCAUUUCUGAGACUCACUUAGGUAAUUCCUUUGAUGAUACAGCAGUAGCAAUACAAGGAUAUAACAUCUACAGAAGAGACAGUAAUGCCUAUGGGGGAGGUGUUGCUGUAUAUAUUCAGAGCCAUAUCCCUGUAAUGCUUAGAGAAGAUCUCAUGUCAAGUGUUAUUGAAGUGUUGUGGUUACAGAUUCACCUGCCUCAUCUAACGGCUAUUAUUUUAGGGUGUUGCUAUAGGCCACCUAGUGCUAACAGUCAGUAUCUAGAUAAUGUAAUAUAAUAAUAUGCCAUUUAGCAGACGCUUUUAUCCAAAGCGACUUACAGUCAUGUGUGCAUACAUUUUUACGUAUGGGUGGUCCCGGGGAUCGAAUCCACUACCCUGGCGUUACAAGCGCCAUGCUCUACCAAUUGAGCUACAGAGGACCACAUAAUGUGUGUGAAAUGCUUGAUAGUUUAUGUGAUAUAAACAGAGAGGUUUACUUUCUUGGGGACCUGAAUAUUGACUGGUUUUCAUCAAGCUGUCUGCUCAAGAGAAAGCUUCUCACUGUAACCAGUGCCUGUAAUGUGGUUCAGGUUAUUAAUCAACCUACCAGGGUGUUUACAAACACUACAGGAACUAUAUCAUCCAGAUGUAUUGAUCACAUUUUUACUAAUACUGUAGUACUUUGUUCUAAAGCUGUGUCCGUACCCAUUGGAUGCAGUAAUCCAGGAAAGCCAUGGUUCCAAAAGCUGGGCCUAAAAUAGUGUAUAACAGAUCAUACAAAAUAUUUUGCUGUGACUCUUGUGGAUGAUGUUACAAAUAUUUGUUGGUCUGAUGUGAUUGAUAAGGAGCAUCCAGACGCUGCACUUGAUGAAUUUAUGAAAUUGCUUCUUCCAAUUAUUGAUAAACAUGCACCUGUUAAGAAAUUGACUGUUAGAACUGUUAAGGCUCCAUGGAUUGAUGAGGAAUUUUAAAAGUGUAUGGUUGAAAGAGAUUGGUCAAAAGGAGUGGCUAAUAAGUCUGGCUGCACAUCUGACUUCUGAAAAUUGAUAGAUUAUGUGACCAAACUCAACAAAAAGAAGAAGAAACUCUAUUAUGAAGCCAAGAUCAAUGAUAUAAAGAAUGGUGGAGUACUUAAAUGAAAUUAUGGGCAAAAAGACGAAUUCAGCUCCAUCUUUCAUCGAAUCAGAUGGCUUAUUCAUCACAAAACCACUUGAUGUUGCCAAUUAUUUUAAUGAUUACUUCAUUGGCAAAGUGGGCAAACUUAGGAAGGAAAUGCCAGCAACGAACAGUGAGCCAUUGUAUUCAUGCAUAAAAAAAACAAAUAAUGAAAGAAAAGCAUUGUAAGUUAGAAUUUUGUAAAGUUUGUGUGGGAGAGGUGGAAAAAGUGUUAUCAAUCAAUAAUGACAAACCUCCUGGCAUUGACAAUUUAGAUGGAAAUCUACUGAGGAUGGUAGCUGACUCUAUAGCCACUCCUAUCUGUCAUAUCUUUAAUCUGAGCCUAGAGGAUAAGUGUUUGUCCUCAGGCCUGGAGGGAAGCCAAAGUCAUUCCGCUACCCAAGAAUGGUAAAGUGGCCUUUACUGGUUCUAACAGCCGACCUAUCAGCUUGCUGCCAGCUCUUAGCAAACUGUUGGAUAAAAUGGUGUUUGACCGAAUAAAUGCUAUUUCUCUGUAAACAAAUUAACAACAAACGUUCAGCAUGCUUAUAGAGAAGGGCACUCAACAUGUACUGCACUGACACAAAUGACUGAUGAUUGGUUGAAAGAAAUUGAUAACAAGAAGAUUGUGGGAGCUGUAAUGUUAGAUUUCAGUGCAGCCUUUGAUAUUAUUGACCAUAACCUGUUGUUGAAAAAAGGUAUGUUAUGGCUUUUCAACAUCUGCCAUAUCGUGGAUUAAGAGCUACAAUGGGGGAAAAAAGUAUUUAGUCAGCCACCAAUUGUGCAAGUUCUCCCACUUAAAAAGAUGAGAGGCCUGUAAUUUUCAUCAUAGGUACACGUCAACUAUGACACAAAAUGAGAAAGAAAAAUCCAGAAAAUCACAUUGUAGUAUUUUUUAUGAAUUUAUUUGCAAAUUAUGGUGGAAAAUAAGUAUUUGGUCAAUAACAAAAGUUUCUCAAUACUUUGUUAUAUACCCUUUGUUGGCAAUGACACAGGUCAAACGUUUUCUGUAAGUCUUCACAAGGUUUUCACACACUGUUGCUGGUAUUUUGGCCCAUUCCUCCAUGCAGAUCUCCUCUAGAGCAGUGAUGUUUUGUGGCUGUCGCUGGGCAACACGGACUUUCAACUCCCUCCAAAGAUUUUCUAUGGGGUUGAGAUCUGGAGACUGGCUAGGCCACUCCAGGACCUUGAAAUGCUUCUUACGAAGCCACUCCUUCGUUGCCCGGGCGGUGUGUUUGGGAUCAUUGUCAUGCUGAAAGACCCAGCCACGUUUCAUCUUCAAUGCCCUUGCUGAUGGAAGGAGGUUUUCACUCAAAAUCUCACGAUACAUGGCCCUAUUCAUUCUUUCCUUUCCACGGAUCAGUCGUCCUGGUCCCUUUGCAGAAAAACAGCCCCAAAGCAUGAUGUUUCCACCCCCAUGCUUCACAGUAGGUAUGGUGUUCUUUGGAUGCAACUCAGCAUUCUUUGUCCUCCAAACACGACGAGUUGAGUUUUUACCAAAAAGUUAUAUUUUGGUUUCAUCUGACCAUAUGACAUUCUCCCAAUCCUCUUCUGCAUCAUCCAAAUGCACUCUAGCAAACUUCAGACGGGCCUGGACAUGUACUGGCUUAAGCAGGGGGACACGUCUGGCACUGCAGGAUUUGAGUCCCUGGUGGCGUAGUGUGUUACUGAUGGUAGGCUUUGUUACUUUGGUCCCAGCUCUCUGCAGGUCAUUCACUAGGUCCCCCCGUGUGGUUCUGGGAUUUUUGCUCACCGUUCUUGUGAUCAUUUUGACCCCACGGGGUGAGAUCUUGCACGGAGCCCCAGAUCGAGGGAGAUUAUCAGUGGUCUUGUAUGUCUUCCAUUUCCUAAUAAUUGCUCCCACAGUUGAAUUCUUCAAACCAAGCUGCUUACCUAUUGCAGAUUCAGUCUUCCCAGCCUGGUGCAUGUCUACAAUUUUGUUUCUGGUGUCCUUUGACAGCUCUUUGGUCUUGGCCAUAGUGGAGUUUGGAGUGUGACUGUUUGAGGUUGUGGACAGGUGUCUUUUAUACUGAUAACAAGUUCAAACAGGUGCCAUUAAUACAGGUAACGAGUGGAGGACAGAGGAGCCUCUUAAAGAAGAAGUUACAGGUCUGUGAGAGCCAGAAAUCUUGCUUGUUUGUAGGUGACCAAAUACUUAUUUUCCACCAUAAUUUGCAAAUAAAUUCAUUAAUUUAUAUAUAAUUAUUUUUUUCUCAAUUUGUCUCUCAUAGUUGACGUGUACCUAUGAUGAAAAUUACAGGCCUCUCUCAUCUUUUUAAGUGGGAGAACUUGCACAAUUGGUGGCUGACUAAAUACUUUUUUCCCCCACUGUAUCUAUCUAAUAGAACACAGAGGGUUUUCUUUAAUGGAAGCUUCUCUAAUGUUAAACAUGUAAAGUGUGGUGUACCUUAGGGCAGCUCUCUAGGCCCUCUACUCUUUUCUAUUUUUACCAAUGACCUGCCACUGGCAUUAAACAAAGCCUGUGUGGCCAUGUAUGCUGAUGAUUCAUCCCUAUAAACGUCAACAACCACAGUUAAUGAAAUCAAUGCAACCCUAAACAAAGAGUUGCAGUCAGUUUUAGAAUGGGUGGCCAGUAAUAAACUGAUCCUGAACAUCUCUAAAACUAAGAGCAUUGUAUUUGGUACGAAUCAUUCCCUAAGUUCUAGACCUCAGCUGGUAAUGAAUGGUGUGGCUGUUGAGCAAGUUGAGGAGACUAAAUUACGUGGUGUUACCUUAGAUUGUAAACUGUUGUUGUUAAAAACAUAUUGAUUCAAUGGUUGUAACGAUGGGCAGAGAUCUGUCCAUGAUAAGAGAUGCUCUGCUUUUUUGACACCAAACUCCACAAAGCAAGUCCUGCAGGCUUUAGUUUUGUCUUAUCUUGAUUAUUGUCCAGUCAUAUGAUCAAGUGCUGCAAAGAAAGACCUAGUUAAGCUGCAGCUGGCCAAUAACUGAGCCGCACGUUUUGCUCUUCAUUGUAAUCAGAGGGCUGAUAUCAAUACUACAUUUUAGCAGACGCUCUUAUACAGAGCGACUUACAGUAGUGAGUGCAUACAUUUUUGUACUGGUCCCACAUGGGAAUCGAACCCACAACACUGGCGUUGCAAGCGCCAUGCUCUACCAGCUGAGACACACGGGAGGACUACUAGGUGACCUACUUUUUGUGUGUAUGUACUGACAUGUACGUGUAACUGAUAAAUGUAUGCACACUACAUGUUAAUGUUUUUAAAUGUAUGUAAAUUGAAAAGUAUUUUAUCUGUAAUGUAUUUUCCGUUAUGUGUCGGACCCCAGUAAGACUAGCUGUCGCCAUUGGCGUCGGCUAAUGGGGAUCCUAACAAAAUAGAAAACAAUACAAAUCAAAGCGUUGGAUUGGUGUAAGCAUGGACUUUCUACCAUAUUUCUGACACCAGUCCAUUCAUUUGUACUCCAUAAGGGCAGUGAACAGUUCUUGGAGAGGUAGAGAGUCAGACCGUUGCCAGUGUCACAGUGUUGAACACGAAUCCACACACACAUCUGGUCUCUGGUCCUGAUUUGCCUUGAUUAACGUCAACUAGAAAUCCUUAGCAGACCUCUCAAGUGGUGACAGGUUACUGCCCAGAGCCAGCCCUGUGCGUAUGCGCAUCUCGUGUGUGUACACAAUUAUUUUUGGUAUUUGUACAGUGUGUUUGAGUUUGAGGCUGCGCGUGUGUAGGCCAUAGUAUUUGGGGUCUUUUUGAAAUGUGAGAAUGACAGACAUUAAUAUUAAUCUGUAAAUAUGUCGAGCAUGAAUCUCUCCACCAUACUGUUUCUGUGUGUUUCCAUUUGUGUACCUGUCUGCCUGGGUUGGUUUGUAAAGUGUGUGUGUGUGUGUGUGUGUGUUAUACAGUGUGAAUGGCGAUGCAGUGUGGAAUAAGCUCUUCUGUCACUGUUCUGGGGCCUGCCUUGUGGUGGGAUCUGUUUCUGAUUCACUCACACGCACCCAUGUCGCUUCACUUUCAGUGGUCAGGAGGAAUAUCCUCUCUCUCUCUCUCUCUCUCUCUCUCUCUCUCUCUCUCUUUCUCUGACAAUCACAUCACUGAUGGCUCUGUAUAUGUGGUUUAACUGAACCCUUUCCUGUAGCACCAGGCCAAACCAUGAAAUGGGGAGCAUAUGAGUUACGCUGCAGCCCUAAUGGACGGGAUUAAAUGCCGUUUAUGACCAUAUUAUGAUCACAGUGUAGUUCCCCUGCUGAUUCUGGCCAACAGGGAUUCUUCAGACUCGUACAAACUCACUGCUAGCUUAUGUUCUGCAGCCAAACCCACAAUGGGCCUUUUUUUAAAGUGUUUCAAAAAGGAAAAACGAUGUAGAAUGUGGUGGAAAGAUGAUGAUCUCUUCUCUUUCUUUCUUUCUCCCUCUUUCUUUCUUUUCCCCUCUCUUCCCCUCUCUCUCUCCCUCCUCCCCCCCCGCCCGCCCAGGUGAAGCUGACCCUGGAGACAGCCAGUCCAGGAGGACCAGGGGAGGGGGGUGUGGACGUGUCCUCUGCCCCCAGGCUCAAGCCCUCUCCCCCAGUCAGCCAGCUGGUACGCCUGCUGUGGGGCGAGGACACGGUGGAGCUCCAGAUGUCUAUAGGACACAUCCCUCACAUCGUCAUGUACCUGUCUCUCAAACUGGAUUCAGACUCCCCCCUGGAAGAGGUCAGUUCAGUAGGUCUCAGAAAUGGCACCCUAUUCCCUAUGUAGUGCACUACUUUUGACCAGAUCCCAUAGGUAAAGUGUAGGACUGGAGGUACGGUAAUCUGAUCUACGGUCUGAGGUUAAAGGUAACCUCUACCUUGAUAUUUCUUUACAUUCACCAACGCAAAUCUACAUUAAAGGUGCAAUCCGUAAGUUUUGUCACCCCAUCUGCAAGUCGAGAUAGUACGAAAACAUUCGACCAAGAAGCAAAACCAGAAAUUAAAUGUACUUAUUGUGCCUCUAACUGUAGUUCAAUGUUAGCUAAGUGCUUUCUUGAGUCCCAGUGAAAAUCACCUCAUGGGUACAAUACAUUUUUCUACAGUCAAUGAAUGAGUACUUAACUGCAUUAAGAGUAAUUAAAUGUUUUAAAAAAAUACCCAUGUGUAGGAAAUCCCUAGCGCAGCACUUAAAAAGCUUGUUGGCACACUCUGUGUUUUCUGACACAAAGCAGAAGCUUUAGAGAACAGAACUACUGCUCUGGUAGGCUUCCAGAUCAAGGGCCUUUGGCUCUUUAUAACUAACAUCCAAAAUGUGCACACACACACACACACACACACACACAGUGGAAAAAUAGAAACAGGAGAACAGGAGAAAGAUGUGAAGAAUAAAGUUAGUUCCUCUUGAUAAUAUCUCCCUUGAUAAUACAUAACCAUUACAUUAGUAAUGGGAUAAAUAAAUACCAAUAAUUGCACAAGGAUUGAAUUGAUUAACGUUAGUUUCACUGACUUCAAUAAAAUACAUUAAUUGGAUUAUAUAACGCUUUUCCAAGUGCUCAAAGUGUUUUACAUUGUAAGGGGGUGAACUCACACCUCAUAGAUACAUAAUAUUAAUUUAUACUUUUUGGGCCAGUUUUCCGCACACAGAGCAAGGCUCAAUAGACAAAGUCUAGUAAUAAACCUAAGCCUAAACUGUGUCCGGGAAACUGUCCCUUUAGCUUUGCGGAAGAAAGCCACGCUGGAGCAGACUCAGCAGAGGUCAGAGGACAGUGGACCUGUAGUGAAGGGCUAUGUUUUCUUGCUCUGUGGGAAAGUAAAGUACACUGAACAAAAAUAUUAAUGCAACAUGUAAAGUGUUUCAUGAGCUGAAAUAAAAGAUCCCAGACAUUUUCCAUACGCACAGAAAGCUAAUUUCUCUCAAAUUGUGUGCACAAAUUUGUUUACAUCCCUGUUAGUGAGCAUUUCUCCUUUGCCAAGAUAAUCCAUCCACCUGACAGGUGUGGCAUAUAAAAAAGCUGAUUAAACAGCAUGAUCAUUACACAGGUGCACCUUGUGCUGGGGACAAUAAAAGGGCACUCUUAAAUGUGCAGUUUUGUCACACAACACAUGUCACGCCCUGGCUCUGGGGACUCUUUAAUGUUGAGCCAGGGUGUUAGUUCCUAUGUUUAGUUGUUCCUUGUUUUCUGUCUAGAUCGUUUAGAUCUAUGUUGGCCAGGGUGGUUCCCGAUCAGAGGCAGCUGUUGCUCGUUGUCUCUGAUUGGGAACCAUACUUAGGCAGCCUGUUUUGCACAGUUGUUUGUGGGAUCUUGUUCUGUAUAGGUUUGUGUUGGUGAACCUUUAGACUUCACGUAUCGUUUUGUUUGUUGGUGUAAAGUACUCAUUAAAAGAUGUACGCCUAUCACGCUGCGCCUUGGUCUGCCUCUAAUAACGAUCGUGACAACACAAUGCCACAUAUGUCUCAAGGUUUGAGAGAGCGUGCAAUUGGCAUGCUGACUGCAGGAAUGUCCACCAGAGCUGUUGCCAGAUAAUGUAAUGUUAAUUUCUCUACCAUAAGCCGCCUCCGUUGUUUUAGAGAAUUUGGCAGUACGUCCAACCGGCCUCACAACCGCAGACCACUUGUAUGGUGUCGUGUGGGCGAGCGGUUUGCUGAUGUCAACGUUGUGAACAGAGUGCCCCAUGGUGGCAGUGGGGUUAUGGUAUGGGCAGGCAUAAGCUACGACAACUAACACAAGUGCAUUUUAUCGAUGGCAAUUUGAAUGCACAGAAAUACCGUGAUGAAAUCCUGAGGCCUUUUUUUUUUAAAGGUAUCUGUGACCAACAGAUGGAUAUCUGUAUUUCCAUUCAUGUGAAAUCCAUAGAUUAGGGCCUAUUUUAUGUAUUUCAAUUGACUUAUUUCCUCAUAUGAAUUGUAACUCAGUAGAAUCCUUGAAAUUGUUCCAUGUUGCGCUUAUAUUUUUGUUCAGUAUAGUAGCUACACUUAAUUUCAGGAUCGUGUCGAGUCACAGAUCUGGGGAAGUGUACCAAAACAUUUCUGCAGCAUUGAAGGUCCCCAAGAACAUAGUGGCCUCCAUCAUUCUUAAAUGGAAGAAGUUUGGAACCACCAAGACUCUUCCUAGAGCUGGCCGCCCGGCCAAACUGAGCAAUCGGGGGAGAAGGGCCUUGGUCAGGGAGGUGACCAAGAACCCGAUGGUCACUCUGACAGAGCUCCAGAGUUCCUCUGUGGAGAUGGGAGAACCUUCCAGAAAGACAACCAUCUCUGCAGCACUUCACCAAUCAGGCCUUAAUGGUAGAGUGGCCAGAUGGAAGUCACUCAAUAAAAGGCACAUGAAAGCCUGCUUGGAGUUUGCUAAAAGGCACCUAAAGUUGUCUCGGACCAUGAGAAACAAGAUACUCUGGACUGAUGAAACCUAGAUUGAACUCUAUGGCCUGAAUUCCAAGCGUCAUGUCUGGAGGAAACCUUGCACCAAUCCCUACGGUGAAGCAUUGUGGUGGCAGCAUCAUGUUUGUGGGGGGGGUGGGGGGGGGGGGGGGGGGGGGGGGGGGGGGGGGAGAGACUAGACAGGAUCGAGGGGAAGAUGAACGGAGCAAAGUACAGAGAGAUCCUUGAUGAAAACCUGCUCCAGAGCGCUCAGUACCUCAGACUGGGGCGAAGGUUCACCUUCCAACAGGACAACGACCCUAAGCCCACAGCCAACACAAUUGAGGAGUGGCUUCGGGACAACUCUCGGAAUGUCCUUGAGUGGCCCAGCCAGAGCCCGGACUUGAACCCGAUGAAUCUCUUGAGAGACCUGAAAUAGCUGUGCAGCGACGCUCCCCAUCCAACCUGACAGCACUUGAGACGAUCUGCAGAGAAGAAUGGGAGAAACCUCCCCAAAUACAUGUGUGCCCAAGCUGUAGCGUCAUACCCCAGAAGACUCGAGCUGUAAUCGCUGCCAAAAUUGCUUCACCCACGUUACUGAGGUAAAGGUCUGAAACUAUGUAAAUAUCCUAUUUCCGUUUUUUUUUUUUAAACAAUUUGCAAACAUUUCUAAAAAAAACCCCGGUUUUUGCUUAGUCAUAUGGGUAUUGUGUGUAAGAUUGAUGAGGGGGAAAAAACUGUAACGUUACAAAAUGUGGGAAAAGCAGAGUGGUCUGAAUACUUUCCGAAGCACUGUAUACUUUAUUUAUAAUACACUGUAAUCUUAAGGAAUGAAGGUCAUGGGAUCUCUCUCUCUCUCCUUCUCUCUCUCCUCCUUCCUCACCUCCUCUCUCUCUCAUCUCUCUCUCUCCCUCGUCUCUCUCUCUCUCCUGCUCUCUCUCAUCUUUCUCGCCUCCUCUCUCCUCUCCUCUCUCUCCCUCACCUCUCUCUCUCCUGUCUCUCCUCUCUCCUUCUCGUUCUCUCUCCUCUCCCUCUCCCGCCUUCUCUCUCAUCCCUCCGAUUCUCUCACUCGUUCUCCUCUCUCUCUCUCUCUCUGAUCUCCCCCUUUCUCGUCUUCUUCUUCAUCUCUCUCGAUGUCACCUCUGCGCUGACAGGUGAAAGUCCUCGGACCAGAUUUCUCUCAUCGUCUCUCAUUCCUUGCUUCUCUUCGGUCUCUUCAGCAUCUCUCUCGUCUCUCUCUCUCUCUCCGCUGCAUCGAGUCUGCCAUCUGAAUUCAGCGAGCCAUAAUCUCUCUCUCUGCUGCUUCUCCAGACUCAGUCCAUCUCUCGUUCAUCGUCCUCUCCUCUCUACCUCGCAGCUGUGCAUGGCUCUGGCCUCAUCUCACUAACUGCCAUCUGCUUUUCUCUCUCUCCCUUGAGAAACCAGAUAUUCUACUCUCUACAUCCUCUCCUCCGUCUCUGCAUCGUGGGGUCACUCCCUCCAUCUCGUCGUCUCGUUCUCCUCCUCUCUCUCUCUCUCUCUCUCUCCUCUCAAUGCAGACGUUGAUGUUUUCUUACUGUAUUUCUGCGGGCCUUCUCUUCCAGGCCACGGGUGGGAGAAGGAGAGGGCGUGAACUUGGAAGUCGAUGCCACAUCAGCUAGUUGGCAGGCAUCCAUGUUUUUUAAAUGACAGCAUAGUGCACCAUUUUUUUUGUUAGUCCGCCGAUUUUACAGUAGGAGAAAUGACAGAAGUUGUUGUGUGUAGCCGGCCAUGUAGCCUGUGUGUGUGCAUUUUGAAAUCUGUGUUUGUGUUUCUGUGGGUAGGCGCACACACACAGUGUGAGUGUUCUAUAUUUAGUUUCAUGGAAGAAGAAGGACUUGACAGACGAAAGCAAUAUGGUGGAAGCUGAUCGUUAGGUCAGAACAAUAACAGAGGCACCUUGAAGACUGUGCUGGAUAGAAAUGUUUGUUACUAGGAAACUAAUCAUACAGUGCCUUGCAAAAGUAUUCACCCCCCUUGGCGUCUUUCCUAUUUUGUUGCAUUACAACCUGUAAUUUAAAUUGAUUUUUAUUUGGAUUUCAAUGUAAUGGACAUACACAAAAUAGUCCAAAUUGGUGAAGUGAAAUGCAAAAAAUAACUUGUUUAACAAAAUCCUUAAAAAAAAAUAACGGAAAAGUGGUGUGUGCAUAUGUAUUCACCCCCAUUAUAAUAUCUGGUGCAACCAAUUACCUUCAGAAGUCACAUAAUUAGUUAAAUAAAGUCCACCUGUGUACAAUCUAAGUGUCACAUUAUCUGUCACAUGAUCUCAGUGUAUAUAUAGAACUGUUCUGAAAGGCCCCAGAGUCUGCAACACCACUAAGCAAGGGGCACCACCAAGCAAGCGGCACCAUGAAGACCAAGGAGCUCUCCAAACAGGUCAGGGACAAAGUUGUGGAGAAGUACAGAUCAGGGUUGGGUUAUAAAGAAAUAUCCGAAACUUUGAACAUCCCACCCUUAAAUCCAUUAUAAAAAAAUUGAAAGAAUAUGGCACCACAACAAACCUGCCAAGAGAGGGCCGCCCACCAAAACUCACAGACCAGGCAAGGAGGGCAUUAAUCAGAGAGGCAACAAAGAUACCAAAGAUAACCCUGAAGGAGCUGCAAAGCUCCACAGUGGAGAUUGGAGUAUCUGUCCAUAGGACCACUUUAAGCCGUACACUCCACAGAGAUGGGCUUUACGGAAGAGUGGCCAGAAAAAAAGCCAUUGCUUAAAGAAAAUAAUAAGCAAACAAGUUUGGUGUUCGCCAAAAGCCAUGUGGGAGACUGAGCUUUUUGGCCAUCAAGGAAAACGUUAUGUCUGGCGCAAACCCAACACCUCUCAUCACUCCGAGAACACCGUCCCCACAGUGAAGCAUGGUGGUGGUAGCAUCAUGCUGUGGGGAUGUUUUCAUCGGCAGGGACUGGGAAACUGGUCAGAAUUGAAGGAAUGAUGGAUGGAGCUAAAUAUAGGGACAUUCUUGAGGGAAACCUGUUUCAGUCUUCCAGAGAUUUGAGACUGGGACGGAGGUUCACCUUCCAGCAGGAAAAUGACCCUAAGCAUACUGCUAAAGCAACACUCGAGUGGUUUAAGGUGAUACAUUAAAAUGUCUUGGAAUGGCCUAGUCAAAGCACAGACCUCAAUCCAAUUGAGAAUAUGUGGUAUGACUUAAAGAUUGCAGUACACCAGCGGAACCCAUCCAUCUUGAAGGAGCUGGAGCAGUUUUGCCUUGAAGAAUGAGCAAAAAUCCCAGUGGCUAGAUGUGCCAAGCUUAUAGAGACAUACCCCAAGAGACUUUCAGCUAUAAUUGCUGCAAAAGGUGGUUCUACAAAGUAUUGACUUUGGGGAGGUGAAUAGUUAUGCAUGCUCAGGUUUUCUGUUUUUUGUCUUAUUUCUUGUUUGUUUCACAAUAACAAAUAUUUUGCAUCUUCAAAGUGGUAGGCAUGUUGUGUAAAUCAAAUGAUACAAACCCCCCAAAAAUCCAUUUUAAUUCCAGGUUGUAAGGCAACAAAAUAGGAAAAAUGCCAAGGGGGGUGAAUUAUUUCGCAAGCCACUAGUUUCAGUGCCUUAGGGGUAUACUACAAAGCAGGAUCAAGGAGUUAGCCAGCUAACUUGCCUGAAUAUAACUUUGUCUGUGGUACGAGUUGUUGGUGUGUUAUUGACCCACAGGUGAAUGUCUGGCAUUUUAAGGAUUCUCCCAGCUUUUGUCCUUGUUUCCCCUCCCCUCGGCCCCUGUCCAAAGUGGUCGGCCCAACCUCCCCCGGCUCUCUCCUGAAGUGGUCCGCUCCACAACCUUCAUAGCAGACAGCAUGUUGUGGAGAAUACUAAUAUCAAAGACAAUACAGGGAACCUGCCCUGUGCUCUCUCUUCUCUAACAGACUGUCUGUCUGUGUGUGUACCUCCAUGUACCUCCUCAGCAGGAGAUCCUGUACCAGUACCCAGUGUCUGAGGCAUCCAGCCAGCUGAAGGGAGUCAGAGGGAUCUUCCUUACUCUGUCUGACAUGCUGGAGAAUGUCACCGGGGGACAGAUAGUCAGGUAAACAAAGUUUGUACAAUCAUAUACAUAUUGUGGGAGCUCAGUAAGAUUUCCACGGAAAUAAAAAAAAUGUCCACUCACUGUUUGCCGUGGCCUCCAAAAGUACUGAAUAACUUUAUUGGGAACAGCAAAUAGAGGGUUAGGUUAGUCAGGUAAGACUACCACAGCGGUAGAGUGAAUAUACAAAGCCCCAAUUAAAUAUAGCUAACUACUAAAAAUUGAAAUUCCAUCCAUUCAUGCCAUGAUUUAUAUUUCUCCUCUUGCUCUCUUUUCUCCUGCACCUGUUCUUCCUCCCGCUUUCCUCUCCUCCUCUCCCAUGUCUCCCCCUCUUUUUUUCUGUGCUCUAACCUUCUGCCUUCUCUUCUCCUCCCCUCCCCCUCCUCUUCUGUCUCAUUCCCCCUCUUUUUUUCUCUGCACUCUACCCAUCUUCUCUUCUUCUUUUGUCCUCCUCCUCCUCCCCUCCCUCCCCCUCCUCAGCUCGUCUCUCUUGCUCAGUAAACAGCUGGUCCAUGUGGGCUACUGGAAGGAGAGCAACAACCUGCUGGUGAUCGGCCUGCCUGCUGAGAGGUACCGUCUCAGUCAAUCCCAUGUGUCAGCUAAAUGUUAUAGCUUUUCUUGACCAUGUGCCCUAAUAAUAGGUGUUUGAUGUCCUCCUCCUCGUUGACUGUGUGUUGUGUUCUCAUGUUUCCUCCAGGGUUCCUCUGCUCUCUCUGCCGACGGUAGUGGGAGGUGUGGUCAGGACACUCAACGUGAUGUACGGCUCUCUGGGCAGGUCUGUUGACAAUCUCCAGUCCUGGUCACGGACUAGGGAUGCAUCCUAAAUUUGACCAAAAGUAGUGCACUAUGUAGGGAAUAGGGUGCCAUUUCGGAUGCAUAUGUUUGAUUUCCUGGUUCAAGCUGUCCCAGUCUUUCUGGCUUCCUGUUUGAAGAAAGAUAAUUUAUACUGUUAUAUUACAUCAAACCUAAAUAGGCUGUUGCCUUUUUUACACUUCUUUCUUUCCCUCAAUCUCUCCCUCUGUCCCUCCCUCCAACUCUUCCCUCCCUCCCUCCACCUCCCUCCCUCUCCACCUCCCUCCCCUCCCUCCCUCCUCCUCUCUCCCCACCCUCCCCUCCCUCCCCCUCCUCUCUCCUCUUCCUCCCUCCCCCUCCCCCGUCCAUCCUCCACAUCUCAUCCCUCCCAUCCCCUCCCUCCCUCCCUCCUCUCUCCCUCCCCCAUCUCUCCCUCCAUCUCUCUCCCUCCCUCCCGCCCUUUCCCUCACGCCCUCCCUCCCUCCGCGCCUCCCUCCUCCUCCCCCUUCCGCAUCCAUCCCACGCCCCGUUCCCUCCCUCCUCACCUCUUCCCUCCCUCCCUCCCCCCUCUUUUUCCCCCUCCCUCCCUCCCCCUCUUCCCUCCCUCUCUCCACCUCUUCCCUCAACACAACAUCUCGCCCUCCUCCCUCCCUCUCUCCCUCCCCCACCUCCUCCCUCCUUCCUCCCUCCUAUUCCCUUAAGCCCUCCCUUCGCCCGCCUCUCUCCUCUCUCCUCCCUCCUCCCUCCCCCUUGGCCUUCGCCUCCCUCCUAUCCUCUCCGCCCGUCCCCCCCUCUCCUCCCUCUCUCCUCCCUCCCUUCCUCCCGUCCCUCCCCCCUCCCUCCCGCCUCUCUGCCCUCCUCUCUCCCUCCGCCUCCUCUCAAUCUCUCCAUCCUACCUCUAUGAUCCUCUCCCUCACCUACCCUCCCUCUUCCUCACCUCCGCCUCCCUCCCUCCCUUCCUCUGGUCCUCUUCCCCUCGCUCACUCUCGCUCCCCUCCCCUCCUUCUUCGUCUCCGCCUCCCCGCUCCCUCCUUUCCUCCUCUCUUUCCCUCCCUGCCCUCCCUCUCUCCCUGCCCCUUCCCUCUCUCUCUCCCCCUUCCUCCUCUCUGCCCUCGCCCCCUCGCCCUCUCCCUCCUCCGCUCUCUCUCCCGUCCGUCACCUCCCCCACCCCCCCUAUCACUCUCCCUCCCUCUUCUCCGCUCCUCCCUCCCUCCCACCUUCCCUCCCUCCCUCCCCUUCCUUUCCCUCCCUCCCCCUCUCCCUUCCCCAUCCUCCCCGCAUUCUUCCCCUCCCUCUCUCCACCAUCUGUUCCCCUCCAUCUCUCCACCUCUUUCCCUCCAUCUCGCCCUCCCUCCCUCCCUCCAUCCAUCUCUCCGCCCUCCCUCCCUCCCUCCCUCCCUCCAUCCAUCUCAUCUCGCCCUCCAUCCGUCCCUCCCUCCCUCUGCCCUCCGUCCCUCCCUCCUCCCUCCCUCCAUCUCUUCUCCUCACCCAUCUCUCCCUCCAUCCCUCCAUCUCUCUCUCCCUCCGUCCCUACCCUCCCUCCUCCCUCCUCCCUCCCCCCUCCCUCCCUCUCCUCCCUCCCUCCCUCCCAUCCCCUCCCUCCAUCCCUCCCUCCCCUCCCUUCAUCCUCCAUCCUCUCUCUCCUCCAUCUCCCCCCCUCUCUCCCAUCUCUCACUCUCCCUCCCUCCCCCCCUCCAUCUCUCUCCUCAAAGAAAAAAACAAAACUCCCUCCCCCCAAUCCCUCCAUUUCGCCUUCCUCCCUCUCGCCCUCAUCGGCCCUCACCCUCCCUCCCCCCCUCCCCCUCCCUCCAUCUCUCCCCUCCCUCCCCCUCCCCUCCCUCUCUCCCUCCCUCCCCCCUCCCUCCCCAUCUCUCCUCCCCCCUCCCUCCCACUCUCCAUCUCUCUCCUCCCUCCUCCCCCUCCCUCCCUCCCGCCCUCGCCGGCAUCCUCCCUCCCUCCCUCCCUCACCUCCCUCCCCUCUCUCCCUCCCUUCUCUCCUCCUGCCUCCUAGCCCCCUCUCUCUCUCUCUCUCCUCCUCCCUCCCUCCUCCCUCCAUCUCUCCCUCCCUCUCUCCAAUCUCUCCCCUCGCCUCGCUCCUCUCUCUCUCUCCCUCCUUCCCUCCCUCCCGCCUCUACUCUCCCUCCCUCUCCCUCCUCUCUCUCUCUCUCUCGUCGCCCCUCCCCCUCCUCUACUCCCUCUCUCUCCCCUCCCUCUCUCCGCCUCCCGUCUCAAUCUCCUCCCUCCCUCGGUCUUCGUUCCCUCCUUCCCUCCGCCCGUCGCCUCACCUCUCCUCCCUCCCUUCCCAUCCUCCCUCCCUCUCCUCCCGCCCGCCCUCCCAUCUCGUCCUCCCUCCCUCCCGCACCCUCCUCUCUCUCGCACUUGCCUCCCUGCCCUCCUCCUCUCCCCUUCCUGCCCAUCCCUCCCCCGUGUCCCUCUCAUCCUUCCCUAGCCCCCUUCCCUCUGCUCCUGACACCUCCGCGCGUUACCUCGUCUCCCGUCCCGUCCCUCCCUCCCAUCCCUCCCUCUUCUCCGUCCCUGCAUCUACUCCUCCCCUCCCUCCUCCCUCCCCUCGCCUCCCUCCCUCUCUCUCUCUCGUCCUCCUCUACCCUCCUCUCCCCCUCUCCCCUCACGUCAGGUUACAGUCUCUCCCUCUCCUCCUGUCCCGAACUCCGCUCCCCCUAUCCCAGUCCCACUCGCUCUCAGUCUCGUCCCUCUCCUCUCUCACCUUCUCUUCUCUCAUCUCGCUCUCCCUCACCUCUCUACCCUGCUCUCUCCCUCUCCCGUCCCUCUCUCCGUCUCAUGAAUCCCGCCCCUCUCUCUCCCUCUCUCAGACUCAUAACUGCGCCUGGACUCUCUCUGCCCCGGCACCUCUCUCUCGUUUCUCUGCCUCGUCGCUCCCUCGCCUCCCCCCUCGUUAAUUUCCCUGGUCUAUCCUCUCCUCCACAGUGCGUUCUGCCAGGCGGACCACGCCCCCAGACUGGACCAUUUCUUCUGCCUGUUCUUCCAGCAGCUGAUCCAGCCCUCCAGGUUGAGUGACAGCUCUGUGGCCAUGCUCCCUGACGUCUCAGGGACUCUCUUCCUGGACGGACUGCCGGCGGUUCGGUGGCUCACCCUGCCUCCUGAGAUAAAGGUCUGGAUGGGCCACAGCUUCGGGCCAUGAAUGUGAUGAAACACUUUUAGGAACUCCUGUUCAUUUGUAUCUUACCCAUUUGGUGUUUGUGCUUUCUCAUGUUUUAACUACCGUUCUUGUUCUAUGAAAGUGUUUUAGACUCAAGUCAGUGAUAAGUUUAGGAAUUUGCUCUUGCUAUAAUAUGAAUGAGAUUUUUUCCAUCUUGAUCAGGGAUGGGCAACUCCAGUCCUCUGGGGCCAGUGGUGUCACUCUUUUUACUCCAUCCCUAGCAAAACACAGCUGAUUAAACUAAUUGCAUUCUAAACUGAAAAUCAUGAUUAUUUGAUUAUUGGAGUCAGGUGUGUUAUCUGGGGCAAAAGUGUGACACCAAUCAGGCCCCGAGGACUGACGUUGCCCAUCUAUGAUCUUGAUGGACGUCUUUAUCGAUUUCUGUCUCAUCUUUGCUGCCCUCUGCUGUCUAGCGGUAAAAAAUGACAAGUGGUCCUGCUAGACUCUUUUCCAUGUCUAGAUGCUCCAGAGCAUGGUUGACUCUGCAGCCGUUGUUAAUGCAGAAAUAAGUCACUACGUCUGUGAUGUAGAAUUACAAUUGUAUGUCAGAAUUCUACUGAUCGUCUCUGAUCAUCUGUUUAGGCCCCGUGUAGCUCAGUUGGUAGAGCAUGGCGCUUGCAACGCCAGGGUUGUGGGUUCGUUUCCCACGGGGGGCCAGUAUGAAAAAAAACAAGCAAAAAAAAAAAUACAUGUAUGCACUCACUGUAAGUCGCUCUGGAUAAGAGUGUCUGCUAAAUGACUAAUAUGUAAUAUGUAUCCACAGAUGGAGGUUGACACUGUUCUCUCAGACUUUGAAUCAUCAGAUUUUGGAGAAAUGGUAAGUCAAAUCGUUACACAGGGCUUUGGUCAAAGCAGUGCACUUUAUGGGAAGUAGGGUGCCAUUUCAGACGCAGAGAAGGUCCAAUCCUUAUCCCCAUUCCCAUUAGACAGAGCCACCAGCUGGCUCCUUCCCUCUGUAGGGCGUAGUCGUGACAGGAGAAGGUGGAUCUAUUUCUGGACCUGCCUGUGUAUAUUUAAUGAGCCAGUAAUGGAGGAUGAGAUCAUCUUUAUACCUGCGUCCUUAAAUUAAGCAGGGCUGAGAGAGCGGGAGAGAGAGGGAGGAUAGAGCAGCAGGCUACUUAAUCAUUAAUGUCUGAACUUCUAAAACUGAUAAUGGAGAUAGUCCUCUCUCUCUUUCUCCCUCUCUCUCUCUUUCUCGUAGUCAGAGGACUUCUAUGGCAUGAGGCGUCUCUACGUGACACUGGGUUCCUGUCUGUUCUACAAGGUGAGUGUCACAUACACCUGUCUGCUGGAGCUCUCUCCUUUCCACACACACCUGGGCCCACGGUGAAACCUGACACCUCACAAAAGGGACAGACUGACACCCUUGGAUGGAUAGGAAGGAAGAGCCAGUUAAAAAUGUGAUUAUAUAGAUAUCAUAUCAUCACCCAGGAUGUACUUCUUAAUUCCCUGGAUGUCACACCAUCAGCCUAACAACUAAUGCUGAAACGCCAUCAGCCUAACAACUAAUGCUGAAACGCCAUCAGCCUAACAACUAAUGCUGAAACGCCAUCAGCCUAACAACUAAUGCUGACAUAUGAACGAUGCGUAGAAUUAUAUCGUUCAGUAGACUCCAGUCUCCAUCCUCAUCAGCUUUAGUGUAAAGAAAGUGUGGCACUCUAAUAAUAUGAACACUAUUUUAUAUUAAUUGUGUUAUCUGUGCAUGUGCGUGCGUUCUUUCGUUCCUGUGUGUGUGUGUGGUGGGGGGGGGGGGGUUCUCUGUGUCUCUGUCUGUCUACGUGUGUGUGUGUGUGUGUGUGUGUAUUUGUUCCUGUGGGUGUGUGUUCUCCGUCUCUCUACAGGGCUACCUGAUAGCCAACCACCUCCCCAAGGAAGAUCUGCUGGACGUGUGUCUGUACUGCCAGCACUACUGUCUCCUCCCACCCUGGCUGCAGAGCAGCGCGUGGGCCAGCUGGUCAUCUGGAGAGAGGUGUUCCCACGACACCGCACCCAGAACCACCAGACCCAGACCCAUCAGACCAAUAGCAACCACUGUACCAGGCCAGGCUACUGCCAGCCACAGGGACGCUACUUCCUGCUCAUAGUGGGACUGGUAAGAUCGUUGUAUUAAAUAGAACACUACAAUGGAUAUUGGUAUCCCGGCAACAGCACUAAAAUGACAGCCAUCUUGGUCUGGAAAGCUUUCAUUCUAGAAACAUAUUAUUUUCUUCUGCAUUACUAAAAGGAAUACAUAAUUUCCUCUCUGCCUCUCCUGACAUUUAAUCCAGUUAGACUUGAUCCCUGACCAAGGUGGCUGCCAUUAUCAACUUAAACUCCUAUAACCUAUUCCAUCUGUCAAUGAGUUGACCCUUUUCCUCCCAGACACUUCUGUGAACCCACACAUUCUCUCUCCUUCUCCCCCAGAGGCACUUCAUGCAGUGCGUCCUCCUGGAGGCGGGGGGCUGUGCGGCCCCUGCCCUGGGGGCCCCGAGGCCUGACUGCGUGUACGUGGACCAGGUCAAGGCCACCCUCCUGCAACUGGAGGGGCUGGACGUAGGGAUGGAGGAACGCCUGGCCGCACCGCCCGCACCCUGCCUCUCCUGUGCAGACUGGUUCCUCCCCUCCUCCGCCCGGACAGGUUCGUUUUAGUUUAGUAGUUAAGUUUAGUUUGUUAAGUUGAAUUUGUUGUAAAGUAUUUCACUUUAGUUAGUAGUUACGUUUAGUUUAGUAGUAAAACACACAUACAAAUGUAGGAUCUUAAUUUGAGCCAGUUUGCUACAGCAGGAAAAUAAGUUUGCAGCAACAAGAAAUGGGAAUUAUAUUAAUAAUUAAUAAUAAUUAAUAAUAUAAUUAAUGGACAUUUUUGUAGGGGUUGAUACCUUUUUCGUAAGGGAAAAUCAAGUCUGAAAUUUCAAAGUGGAAAUUACAAACUUCAGAAGCCUUUUUAAACCUGAAAUACGGUGCUUUCGGAAAGUAUUCAGACCCCUUCACUUUUUCCACAUUUUGUUACGUUACAGCCUUAUUCUAAAAUGUAUUAAAUACUUUUUUCCCUCAAUCUACACACAAUACCCCAUAAUGACAAAGUGAAAACAGGUUUGUAAACAUUGUUUGCAAAUGUAUUAAACAGAAACAACAACCUUAUUUAGAUAAGUAUUCAGACCCUUUGCUUUGAGACUCGAAACUGAGCUCAGGUGCAUCCUGUUUCCAUUGAUCAUCCUUGAGAUGGAGUCAACCUGUGGUAAAUUCAAUUAAUUGGACAUGAUUUGGAAAGACACACACCUGUCUAUAUAAGGUCCCAAAGUUGACAGUGCAUGUCAGAGCAAAAACCAAACCAUGAGGUCGAAGAAAUUGUCCGUAGAGCUCCAAGACAGGAUUGUGUCAAGGCACAGAUCUGGGGAAGGGUACCAAAAAAUGUCUGCAGCAUUGAAGGUCCCCAAGAACACAGUGGCCUCCAUCAUUCUUAAAUGGAAGAAGCUUGGAACCAUCAAGAAACUGAGCAAUCGGGGGAGAAGGGCCUUGGUCAGGGAGGUGACCAAGAACCCGAUGGUCACUCUGACAGAGCUCCAGUUCCUCUGUGGAGAUAGGAGAACCUUCCAGAAGGACAACCAUCUCUGCAGCACUCCACCAAUCAGGCCUUUAUGGUAGAGUGGCCAGACGGAAGCCACUCCUCAGUAAAAGGCACAUGACAGCCCGCUUAGAGUUUGCCAAAAGGCACCUAAAGGAGUCUCGGACCAUGAGAAACAAGAUUCUCUGGUCUGAUUAAACCAAGAUUGAACUCUUUGGCCUGAAUUCCAAGCGUCACGUCUGGAGGAAACCAGGCACCGCUCAUCACCUGACCAAUACCAUCUCUAUGGUGAAGCAUUGUGGUGGCAGCAUCAUGCUGUGGGGAUGUUUUUCAGUGGCAGGGACUGCGAGACUAGUCAGGAUCGAGGGAAAGAUGAACGGAGCAAAUUGACCUGAAAAUAGCUGUGCAGCAACGCUCCCCAUCCAACCUGACAGAGCUUGAGAGGAUCUGCAGAGACGAAUGGGAGAAACACCCCAAAUACAGGUGUACCAAGCUUGUAGCGUCAUACCAAGAAGACUCUAGGCUGUAAUCGCUGCCAAAGGUGCUUCAACAAAGUACAGAGUAAAGGGUCUGAAUACUUAUGUAAAUGUCAUAAAAACCUGUUUUUGCUUUGUCAUUAUGGGGUAUUGUGCGUAGAUUGAUGAGGGGAAAAAACUAUUUAAUCAAUUUUAGAAUAAGGCUGUAACGUAACAAAAUGUGGAAAAAGUGAAAGGGUCUGAAUACUUUCCGAAUGCACUGUACACUGCAAGUUUUACAUUUCCUGCAUUGCAGGAAAGUUCUCCUGCAACAGGGUGAUCAAAUUAAGAUCCGACAUUGGUACAAAAUCUACCUAAAUAAAAUCAUCCAGGAUGAGACAAAAAGGUCAGAAAACUUACUUCCAUUGUGGUCCUCAGGUUGGACACCAUGGCCGCAUCGUCCCCUGUCUUCAGUAAACUGGCCGGGGCUGUGAAGCCACAGUCCUCUGCCCAGGGAGGGGGGAAGGGAGUGGGCAGGAGCCUCUUCGGAGGGGGUGCCCGGAGACCUAGCCCCCAGAGGAGUCAGUCGGACAGUGGGAGCGAGGGACAGCCGGAGGGGGGUGUAGGAGGGCAGACGGGGCUCAGUCCACACUCCACCCCAGACUCAGCCAGGAAGCUGGGUGGGCGGAGAGACUCACUGGGUUCUGGUGGAUCUGAAGGGAGUGGAGGCAGUGGAAGUAUUUUCAAGGUAGCGUCAUAACUUUCCUUCCCCCUUGCUAAGGUUCCAUCACCUGUAUUGACUUUGAUACAUUACAUUUGGUACACACGCAUACACCACUAGGAGAAAGGAGAGUUUUUAGUGAGCACAGUAUGCAUGGGACUCUAUGGCUUUUGUCAUUUACCAAUGGACCUUUUUAUUGUUUAUUUGUCCCCCUAGAUUCCCAGGAUGAAGCACCCUAACCCGUUCUACCUGGGCACCCUGAAGAAGAGUCUGACAGAGAGAGAGACAGAGGAGAUGUACCACACUAUUAAGUGAGUGACACAGGCCAGCAGUGUUAGAAGUUAGUUUAUCCUUCCUUGUUGUAAUAAUGCUCUAACCCCCCAUUCCAUUCAAUCUCAUUCUAUUCCAUUCCAUUAUUUUCUAUUCCAUUCCAUUCUCUCUCAUUCUAUUCCAUCGCAUUCCAUUUUUUCUAUUCCAUUCUAUUCCAUUCAUUUCUAUUCCAUCCAUUCUAUACUAUUCUAUCCCAUUCCACUCUCUCUCUGUGCUGUGUUCCCAGGUUGACGUCUGGGGCAGAGAACACUCUGUUCCACUAUGUGCUGAUGGAGACAGUGCAGGGUAUCUUCAUAGCUCCUACACACAGGGAGCUGGCCCAGCUCAGCGGCUCCAUCCACCCUCAGCUCAUACGUAACUUCCACCACUGCUGCCUCUCCAUACGGGCCGCCUUCCAGCAGAGUCUACCGCUCAGGGUGAGAUACAACACACACACAGGCUUGUACAUGCACAUGCACGCACAUACUCACAGACACACUCGUGCGCAUGCUCUCACACACACAGACACACUCACGCUUUCGCUCUCUUUCACACACACAAACACAACACAUCCUCAUAUGUAACAAUGUGUCUGAGUUGUAUACAAAAUAGCCUCGCCGCGAACCAGGUUUCCCUAAAACGGGAAGCCUGGGGAAGUUCCAUGGCAGAAAUCAGCUAAAGAGGGGUCGGAACCCGGUGUAAAUCAGUGAUGCCUCACAACAUGUCAAACCAAUCAAAUUAGUGCUGUAGGAGCAAAAUUUCUCUGUUAUUUCGAGAUGAGCUAAAGCUGCAGCAAGAGGAGAGAAAUGGCUUACAAUGCUGGCCAUAUCAAUAUUUGGCUGUAAAGGCUAGCAUGAGGAACAAGAAGUAGCUUGCCACAAUGCGGUUUGUUUUGAGAAAAGUGAGCUAACCUUGUAAGCUACCUAGGUAUAACUAACUAGCUAGCUACUAGCUUGUUAAAUUUCUCUCACGAUUAUAAAGCCUACACAUUUUUUAUAAAAACAGCAUAUUAUUGACCUAAAAGGUUAGCUGUGUUAGUUAGCCCAGUUGCUAGCUUAUCCAGGGUCAGUGAUACAUAGAGCAACCAUGUGCUGUCUAUCUAUGGGAACAACUGCAAUCAUUUUGCAAGUAACAUUGCUAAAAUGAAUGAAAUAAAAUAAAAUAAACCUCAUAAAAUGUUACCUGUAGGGGUCCUGGGUGGCGCAGCGGUCAAAAGCACUGCACCGCAGGCGAUCCCAGGCUGUUUCACAACCGGCUGUGACCAGGAGCCACAUAGGAUGGCCCGGCGCCGUCCGGGGUAGGGGAGGAUUUCGCCGUUGGGGCUUUUCUUGGUUCAUUGUGCUCUAGCGACUCCUUGUGACAGGACCGGGCGCCUACAAGCUGACUUCGGUGUUUCCUCCGACACAUUGGUGCAGUUGACAUCCGGGUUAAGGGAGCAGUGUGAUAAGAAGUAGGCGGCCAGGCCGGUCAUGUUUCGGAGGACGCACGACUCGACCUUUGCCUCUCCCGAGCCCAUUGAGGAGUUGCAGAGAUAAGCCAAGGGACCUAAUUUGUGGAGAAAACGGGGUAAAACAAAUAUACGCUUGUGGCCUGUUCAGGGCCUGGUUAGUACUGGGAUGGGAGACCGCCUGGGAAUACCAGGUGCCGUAAGCUAAAAAUAAAAACAUACCUGUAGUGCUCAUUCCUGUAAUGGCCAACCUUGCUCCGCUGAUCCCUGAUCUACUGGGUGAGAAGACUUCUAUUCGAGCCCAUCAAUAGAACACUUGAUUAUCAACUCAUUAGAUUUGAUAUGUUGAAUCAGGUGUGUUAUUGCUGGGCUGAAACAGAACCCUGCACACCCAGCAGACCUCCAGCAGGGUUGGCCUGCUCCAAUUCUAAUAGGUUUAUACAUUGUGUGUAAUGUUUAACUGUAUUUUUGUAUACAACAUUUGCUAAUAUGUGGGAUAUACCCUUAGUCUCUUGGGAUAUUCAUUGGGACCUCUCUCUUCAUCUGCAAACAGGCUUUCACAGCUUUCCAUAUCUGAGGACACAAAACAUCACAAAGGUUUCAUUAUACUCAAAUUAGACAGCACUGACUGAAUAUUAUGUUGCUAUUAUCUCUCUGUCCUCAAAGUUGUCCUCUCUAGGGACUGGAACUGGAGAAUAUUUUAGUGUUAGCUGGAGCUGCAAUUUCACCCAUGGCUGUUAUCUACAAAUACAUUUGGAGACUGUGUUUUUAAUGUAUAAUGAUUACAUCAAGAUAGCUAGCUAAUAGGAAGUUAGCUAGUUGAUGACAUUUAAUUAACUUAGCUAAACAGUGUGUAAAGUUAGCUAGCUAGCAGCUCAGUUAAGUUAGCCUACAAAGUGGCCUACUGUAGCCAGCUAGCUAGUGAAUAAUGCUUGUUUUUUAACAUUUAAAACAUGUAUUUACUUACUUGAAUAGGUUCUCCCAUUGCCUCUGUUUUUUUGCUCCUUACAAAAACAAAAUAAUGGGCAGCCAUAAAUGGAGACAAGGAAAAAAGUAAGUUUGUUACCAGAGCGGUUUAGAACGUGCUAGGACGUUUGACUUUACCAGCGUAAUCCACUCUCAAUUUCAAUAUAUAUAAAUCGCAGACAGUGACGCACAUAACACACAGCACCCCUUCUAUGGGCGUGUGGGGGAGGGUUCUUGAAAUGUAACAUCCUAUCAAAAUCUUGCAGCUGGGCGCCAGCAAACCAUUCAAACCGUUUUUGAAAUACAACAUUCUCCAAAACAAAGGUAGUGUGUUUAUGUAUAAAAUCAUAGACUUCUCUCUCUAUAUAUGUGUGUUUAUCUCUGUUAACAGGGCAGGCGGGGUGCAGACAGACCCCAGGGGACCCAUGGGCUGGGCCCAGUGAAAGAACACGGGGUUCUGUUCCAGUGUAAACCUGAGAACUGGACCGACCAGAGGAAGCCUGCUCCCACCAUGACCUACUGGGUGAUAGGGUAUAUGACAGUAUAAAAUACUAAAUGGUACCGUUCUCUAUGUAGUGCACUAUUUAAAAUGUGUGAAGAGUCAAUACUGCUAUCUCAAAUGGCAUCCUAUUCUAUAUAGUGCACUACCAGUGCACACUGGGGCGCUCUGGUCAUAUGUAGAGUACAGCAUAUGGUGAAUAGUGUACGUGAGAGAACAAAGUGUUUCUAGUCUGAUCUUAAAUGGCACCCUAUUCCCUAUGUAGUGCACAGUUUAGAGAUCUAGCCAAUGUACUAUAUGGGGAAUAGGGUGCCAUUUAAGACAUAACAUUUUAAAUUUUUUACAUUUUAGUCAUUUAGCAGACGCUCUUAUCCAGAGCGACAUAAAGUUAGUGAAUGCAUACAUUUUCAUACUGGCCCCCCGUGGGAAACAAACCCACAACCCUGGCGUUGCAAGCGCCAUGCUCUACCAACUGAGCUACAUAACCAACUGUGUCUGUGCUUAGCUUACAUAGUGUGAGAGCCCACCCAAUGCCACUGUAUAUGAUUGAGUCUCCUAUUAAUUAUGAUAUUUAUUUAGCCUCUGUUGCUAUACAGGGUCAGUGUUAUGAGUUAUGGCUUUGUGUGUGUUGGCAACAUUAUGAGUGAUGUCUGUAAUGAAUGUAGGGUUUGUAGUGUAGGGAUGGUGGUCUGUCCUUGUAGAACGGACUGAUGGCACUUUGGGUCUGUCUCGGCUGUUGACUUUGGACAUGCUCCUAGGUUUGAGAGGGCUGUGUGUGUGUGUGUGUGUGUGUGUGUGUGUGCGCGACUACAGCUGGCCCUCAGGGAGAGAGGUCUGUUGGAGUGGUACAGAAGGGAAGUAAAACUGUCUGGGUGGCAGAGUACAGAAGGGAAGUAAAACUGUCUGGGUGGCAGAGUACAGAAGGGAAGUAAAACUGUCUGGGUGGCAGAGUACAGAAGGGAAGUAAAACUGUCUGGGUGGCAGAGUACAGAAGGGAAGUAAAACUGUCUGGGUGGCAGAGUACAGAAGGGAAGUAAAACACUGGAGUUAACUUUGAGUGAGAGGCUUGGAGUAACAGGUCACCAUGUAAUAGCUGGGUUCUAGGUUUCAGUGGCAGUCAGACAUACUGGGCAGAGAGAUCUUCAUUCAUCAAGGUGCUGCUAUAUUGCCUACUCUCCUGACCUCUAGGGCUUUUUGUUAGAUUUUUUAAAUCACUCAGCAAUUAUAUGUCCUUCCUACCUAUGCUCCUCUACCUUGGGUCUGUCCCAAUAAUAUCUCCUUCCUCCUGAAGUGUGCACUCGUUCACUAUUCCCCACAAAAUUAAAAGCUUUGGAUUGGUGGAGGCAUGGACUAGAGGGCGUUUCCAUACACCAGUAAUUUCCUUUAAAAUCCAUGAAGGGAAGUGAACAAGUGCACACUUAAGGAGAAUGUAGAUAUUAUUAGGAUGCCCCAGAAACCAACUCUGCUAUUUUCCUCCUCUUUCUCAAUUUGAAGCUCUGUGUUGUCUCUCUGUGUUCCAGCCGGAUGCUUCUAGAACCCGUCCCUCAGGAAUUCUAUGUGUGUUUCCAUGACUCCGUGGCAGAGGUUCCCGUGGAGAUGGCCUUCCGCCUAUCUUUCGGCCUGGCCUUGUGACGAGCCGUCUGCCAACAGUCUCUUAAUGAACUCUGAUAACACUACUACCUACAGACAGAGGUGCACAACCCUGGGUUCUGUUCAUUAGCCACCA